AUUGUGGUAUUGUAUACUUCUUCUCUAGGGUCCUUGGCUUCUUUUUCUUUCCCUCACAGCCUUGAACAUUGAAAGUGAUCUCUCCAGGCUUUGACAAAUGAUCAUAGACUAGUUUUGAAGACCUGUAUAGCUAAACUCUGUGAAAGUAACCAUGGUUUGAGAAAAAGAAAAGAUUUUGCUUAAAACUAAUUAAAACUUGUGUCACCAGUAUAUUAACUGCAUGGAAAAGAAAUGAUGCAGUUAUUAACAUACACCUUCACCUCAGAACGGGACUUUAUUUUUCAUCAAGCAACAGGCCUUAUAGAUUUACUGACAGCAUUCCAUCUGUUUACAAAGUCACCUGGAACAUUCUAUUGAUGCUUCCAAUUUGCUCUGGCACUCAAUGUGGCACAGUCCUGGAAGACUACUAUUACUAACGCUGUCUGAGAACUGAAAAAUUGGCUUAACACGUAGAUGCACACUCCUGACAGCUCAUUCAUGUGCACAAUAUGAUGAAAAAACUUAAACGAAGGCUAUCAUUGACUCUCAAACGAAAUAGGGGCAUAGAUGAGACCCUAUCAGAGUUGGCAGAGCAGAUGACAAUUGAUGAUGUUGCAGCUUUAAAUCAACAGCAACAACCUUCCCUACAACGCCAGAGGUUCCAGUUUCACAGAAGCCAGCCAAUUCUUGACCAGAUGAGAGUACCCUCAGCGCCUUCCCUUUAUUCUCAGCAUUAUCAUUUGUCUACAAAUGCUGAAGAGCAAGAGGAAUACCUGGCACCCACAGGAGCCAUUCAAGAAAAUGCAGCUAGAUCUUGAGCGUGCAGACUUGAACUGACCCGCGUCCAUCCGGGAGAUCUGGGCCUACCAGUCACUUUCUGAUGGCAUAUCGCCCUCACAGACGCUUUCAUGUGUGACGCUCAUC
This is a messenger RNA of Biomphalaria glabrata, 903 nucleotides long. RefSeq names its product cyclin-dependent kinase 17-like. The coding region runs from base 489 to 797 and encodes 102 amino acids. The record is from RefSeq and is a predicted model, not a curated record. Lineage: Eukaryota; Metazoa; Mollusca; Gastropoda; Planorbidae. The transcript is spliced from 3 exons.